Carya illinoinensis is the source of this 1498-nucleotide messenger RNA. RefSeq names its product vacuolar protein sorting-associated protein 26A. The transcript is spliced from 12 exons. Gene Ontology annotation, cellular component: retromer complex; endosome. The record is from RefSeq and is a predicted model, not a curated record. Bases 287 to 1195 code for a protein of 302 amino acids. Lineage: Eukaryota; Viridiplantae; Streptophyta; Magnoliopsida; Fagales; Juglandaceae. Gene Ontology annotation, biological process: intracellular protein transport; retrograde transport, endosome to Golgi.
UCAAUUUUGUACAUCCUAGCAGUCACGUGCCUCUCAGGUGCUUGCUAGCGUAAUGGUCGCCUGGGGACGACGACUACCCCCGGUAGUGUUCUUCGUCCCCAUUUCCUCAACUGUCAAAACUCACGUCGAUCAACGGCUCUCGCACUCUCUCCCUGCGAGUCUACAAUCCCCAAUUUCCCACGCUAGGGUUCUCACCGCUACCGUCUAUUCGGGGAUUUUCUCGUACCCAAACUCACAAGGUACAUAGGAUAAAGCUUUUAAAGUGCCAGAUUUGAUUGUGAUCAGCAUGAAUUACCUAAUUGGAGCUUUCAAGCCAUCAUGUAACAUCUCAAUCACAUUUUCUGAUGGAAAAACACGCAAGCAGGUCCCGCUAAAGAAAGAAAAUGGUCACACAGUCAUGGUUCCACUUUUCCAAAGUCAAGAAAACAUUGCUGGGAAGAUUUCGAUAGAACCACUUCAAGGGAAAAAAGUUGAUCACAAUGGGGUGAAAGUCGAGCUCCUUGGCCAGAUAGAGAUGUACUUUGAUAGAGGCAACUUCUAUGACUUUACUUCCCUUGUUCGUGAACUGGAUGUUCCUGGAGAUAUAUAUGAGAAGAAAACCUAUCCAUUUGAGUUUUCCACUGUUGAAAUGCCAUAUGAGACAUACAAUGGGGUGAAUGUGAGGCUUAGGUAUGUCCUGAAAGUCACAAUCAGUCGUGGUUACGCUGGUAGCAUUAUGGAAUACCAGGAUUUUGUGGUUCGCAAUUACUCCCCACCACCAGCAGUUAACAAUAGCAUCAAGAUGGAAGUUGGAAUUGAAGAUUGCCUGCACAUUGAGUUUGAGUAUAACAAAAGCAAGUAUCACCUGAAAGAUGUUAUAAUAGGCAAGAUAUAUUUUCUUCUUGUAAGAAUCAAGAUAAAAAAUAUGGAUCUAGAGAUCAGGCGGCGAGAAUCUACAGGAUCAGGGGCCAAUACCCAUGUGGAGACAGAGACACUUGCUAAAUUUGAGUUGAUGGAUGGUGCUCCGGUUAGAGGUGAAUCAAUUCCAAUCAGGCUGUUCCUUAGCCCUUAUGAACUGACACCGACACAUCGGAACAUCAAUAACAAAUUUAGUGUGAAGUAUUAUUUGAAUCUUGUUCUAGUCGAUGAAGAGGACCGACGGUACUUUAAGCAGCAGGAAAUCACAAUAUAUAGGCUUCAGGAAACAUCUUCCUGAUUACUUCUCACAGGGUUUGGGCAUUCGAUCCCACUUGAAAGGGAAAAGAAAAUUAAUUUGCAUCGCAGACGCCUUGUAAAGCCUUUUAGGUUUCAUUUUGCCAGUCGGAGAAUUUUGUUUCUAUAAAGAAUUAGAAUGGCUUGCACUCUUGCCAAGUGACAGCUUAGCACCACAUUGUCGCAAAUUAUGUACAUGAGCCAUGCUGGGGCGGGGAAAGAUCUCUGGUCGUUGUUAUGAUACAAUGAACAAUCAUCUGAAACCAGCUGUUGUGACUUACUUUUGCAUUGUUUGAUCAUUUCAGCA